AUGAGCGAAACUACUCGAUUGAAAAGCACCGUCUACGUCGGCGGCCUCGACCAGGCCGUGACAAUUCAGACUCUUACAGAAGCUUUCUUACCGUUUGGAGAAAUUGUUGAUGUGUCGUUGCCAAAGCCCGACCUCCCAUCGUCAACUGAUAAUCACCGAGGAUUUGGGUAUGUGGAGUUCGAGAUUCCGCAGGACGCAAAGGAAGCUAUCGACAAUAUGGAUCAAAGUGAGUUAUACGGACGGAUUAUCAAAGUUGCUGCGGCCAAACCUCAACGGGAUGCAAACGAAGGUCUAGGAAGCAAGACGGCUAUUUGGGAGCAAGAGGGUUAUCUCGCAAAAUACGCCGUGAGUGAAGAGGACCGUCAGGCUGCAGAAGAAGCUCGAUUAGCAGCAAAUAGCCGCCCCGAAGACCCAAUGCAAGGUCUAGAAGGACUCGAUGUAGCAGGACCCAGACCGGAGUAA
This is a messenger RNA of Talaromyces stipitatus ATCC 10500, 462 nucleotides long. RefSeq names its product peptidyl prolyl cis-trans isomerase Cyclophilin, putative. The coding region runs from base 1 to 462 and encodes 153 amino acids. The record is from RefSeq and is a predicted model, not a curated record. The transcript is spliced from 2 exons. NCBI's taxonomy places the organism in Eukaryota, Fungi, Ascomycota, Eurotiomycetes, Eurotiales, Trichocomaceae. Gene Ontology annotation, molecular function: RNA binding.